Molecule: messenger RNA, 2115 nt
Organism: Kwoniella mangroviensis CBS 8507
Lineage: Eukaryota; Fungi; Basidiomycota; Tremellomycetes; Tremellales; Cryptococcaceae
Exons: 7
Coding region: 1-2115 (704 amino acids)
Biological process (GO): G protein-coupled receptor signaling pathway
Cellular component (GO): cytoplasm
Molecular function (GO): guanyl-nucleotide exchange factor activity; G-protein alpha-subunit binding
Source: RefSeq, a predicted model, not a curated record
AUGACGUCCAGUUCUCGACCUCUGUUGGCCUCCAGCUAUACGUUAAUAGAGAAAAGAGGAGAGAGGCUGGAUGCAGUCAGAAAGGAAUUGAACUUGGUUAUCAAUGCUUUGCCAACCCAGAUACAUCCGACAGCACGAUCAUUGUAUCUGGAAGCUAUAUUGGACGAUCUGAGUGAUAGAGAUGAUGCUGCCUGGACUAUAUGGUCACAGGACGUAUAUAUACUAGCUUUGACAGCUAUAAAAUCUCUUGGACGUAAUCCCGUAGGAUCCGAGACGCUCUUAUCCAAUGACAACUUCCCAAUCCUCCUUCAUCAUUCUGGUUUACCAUUUUCAUCUACUUUUUCCCAUGUACGGCCCUCGCCCCUACCUUUCUCAUCCCCAGCUAGAGAAACCCUCAAAGUCCUUGCCAAUCUUCUGGUACUACACGAAGAAGGAAGGAACGUUAUGGCUUCAUCAGGAGGGGCAAAAGCAAUCGCCAGAGCAUUAGCCGGUAAAGAUGUCGACGGAGAGGAAGUGGUGUAUGAAAAGGAAGAAGAUCAUUUGGAGAGGCUAUUUUUAUUGGGCAGAUUAGGAUUUCUGGUGACGAUCGAAAGACCAAGAGCGGUAGGUGUCAUGGUGGAUACAGAGGAUAUCGUCGAAUCUCUCGUCGGGCAUUUCACCAAUCUUCAGUCGACUCCGGCCAAUCAUAUGGCUUUGGGAGAAUUACUGAAAAUGACGAACAAUAUCAUCCGUUUCUACCCUUACACGAAUAAGAGUAUAGGCAACUCAUCAGCAGAAAUUGAACAGUGGAGUGAAGUAUUCGAUCCGCUGCUUUACCCAAUACUUUGUCAUUUUUACAAUAUCCCAUUCAUAGAUCUUUCACCUCCCUUAUCGCACGCCAUCCAUGUCCUUCUCUCUAUUCCAUUUAUUACUCGUCUUUUACCUACUUGGCAUUCAGUACCUUCUUCGCCUCCCUCACCACUAAUAUCUAACGCUUCACCUACAUCAUCGAUGAAAAAUCUAUUGUCCAAGCUAUCCAAUAUGUCAACCAGUCAGAACCACAACAAGAAAUCUUCUUCAUCUGCUUCGACAACAGGAGAAUCGCUCAUACCGCCCAAUCACCGUAAAACACCUUCACCAUCAUCUUCCAGAAGAAGCAGCGGAUCUACAACUUCGAAAAGACCUACUGUACCUUCUCCUAGUACUUCGGACCCUUCAGCGUUGCCCACGAGGUUACUCAGGACAUUAGACCAUUUUUUCGAUACCUACUUGCCAUGGCCUAAGAAGCCUGAUGAUACCAUUCCGCAGGGUCUGGUACCGGACGAAAUGCUGCCUCCGCUAUUGUUGCUCUUAAAUAGAGCAGCAGCGGGUAGUGAGCCCAUUAGGGUAUACCUGAAGGAAACGCUAUUGCCUUCUACUAUAGAUCGAUCACCUGAAGGCGGACCAUUGGAAAGUAGGAAAGGUACAUUAGGGAACAUACUGAGACUCAUGGGGUGUGCGGGACAUACACAGUGUAAGAAUACUGCUGGGGAAAUGAUGUGGGCUAUAUGUAAAGGUGAUGCCUCAGAUCUGUGUGUCGAAAUAGGAUACGGUAAUGCGGCUGGACUAUUAUUCCAGAAAGGAUUAUCCGGACCACCUCCAGCGAAGAUCGAGGAAAUACCAAAUUCCAAAGUCCCGGCUCAAACCGACGAUGAAUCGCAAUCACAACCUCUAAAAUCGUCUACUGCAAUUAAUAUUCAGCCUGCUACCCCUACAAUACCGGAACAUCACACUAUAACAUCUUCUUCCAUCUCGGAACGUAAUCCUAUAACUUCCUUGUCGAAUGACAAUUCAAGCAAUAAGGAAGUAGAUGAAAUGACAGAAGAAGAGAAGGAACGUGAGGCUGAGAGGUUAUUCGUUUUAUUUGAUAGAUUGGAGAAAAACCCUGUUAUAUCCAUGAAUAAGCCUGAGGAACAAGGUGGUGGGAAAAUUAGUAUGGUGGAUAUGAUGAGAGAGAAAUUGAAUUCUGGACAGCUCGAAGGAUCAAACGAUGAUGACGAUGUACAGAGACGGAGGGAGGAGGAACAGGAUAAGAAGGAUGAAGAGGAGGCGAAGAAGGAGAUUGAAGAAUAUAAGAAGAGGUUGGGUAGGAACUGA